Molecule: messenger RNA, 6268 nt
Organism: Varroa destructor (honeybee mite)
Lineage: Eukaryota; Metazoa; Arthropoda; Arachnida; Mesostigmata; Varroidae
Product: octopamine receptor beta-2R-like
Biological process (GO): G protein-coupled receptor signaling pathway
Cellular component (GO): membrane
Molecular function (GO): G protein-coupled receptor activity
Source: RefSeq, a predicted model, not a curated record
CCUAGUGCAAGUGGUCAAGUAAACUUCACCAGCAAACUAUAUAGGAACUGCAGAGUUCAGUUUUAGAAUAAAUAUUUAGACGCCUAUCUCUGGAUACUUCUACUACCAUUAUACUUGUGCACUUAUUAAUCACUGCAAGAAGUAAUAAGGCAGAAGAUUUUAGCAAUCAAAUGAACACCUAAUAGCAAAAGUAAGCGCGCGAAGCGGCCAUUGCUUUUGCGUACUCGAGAAGGAAAAAGGUGCUUGGCAAGAGGUUUGUUAGCUAAUGACGGACGUUCCAGCUGGACUUCCCUGUGAGCAGCGGUCUGAACUAUCGCUCUCUCCAGCCUUCAGCAAGAUAUGCUGUCAUUUCUGUCUGAGCAGCUAGUUCCGAAGCCUCUUGUGAGUACGGUACCGCCGUUUCGACGGGAGAAAUUGCGUCAGAAAGUUUCCGCUAACUUAAACGCGACUCGAAGCUUGAAGACAUUGACGUACACAACAGGACAUACAUUUUAGACACAAUGAGUCAUUGUCUUGAACUUGCUAGAUAACGUGACCGCUAAGUAAGGUGAUUGGUCAUCGAUUGUCGUACUGCAUACCGAGAAAAACCUAGACAGAAAAGUGCUAUAAGAACAUAGAGAAAGAGCUUCAUACGACAACAAUUGCAUGAAUCGAACGGCCGGCUAAGUAGAUAUGGAAGAACUCACUCAUAGAGUGUCAUGUAAAUGUACACGUGGAUCCAAGUGACAUCUAUUCUACCAGCCAACCGCCAUUUUUCUUCUGUAGAUUAGGUUACUCUAUUAAGUACGUGCGUACAGAGAACAACAAUGCUACACCCAUUCAUAUGACGGCAACACUAGAUAGUCAAAUGCAGCUUAAAUACUAGAAACACCGACGGGACCGGAGGAUACCAUUGCUUUUGUCAUACAUUAUUACACACUGGGAGCUACAGCAGUUCUGCGAAGAUCUCUUUUUCAAUAGUGUUAGGGGGCAAAGGAAGAAAGUUCUUCUAGCUGUUUGGGGCAGUAUCAGACGCAAAAUUCGAUGAUUAGAGUGGGGCGUUGAGGAAACUCGAUAGAGAAGCCAUGUGAACUAUACGGAUCAUCCAGUACAGAAAAUACUGCCAAAAAUUAGGAGGUGACAUAUGGAUCUCGUCAGCUAUGCGCUCCACCUUCCGCCAAAAAGAUUUUUGCAAGUCGGAUGCUAACGAAAAAACGUUAGUUAUAGCGCUUUCACGACGGUGAUAUAAAGUGAUUUUGAGGCAAAGAAAGAACCUGGUGCUCAAUCUGUGUGUGUACAUGCACCAUGAAUAUCUUAUCGGAGUUGUCGUCUGUGUCGAUUAUUUUCGAAGAGAUAGAAAACGGUUCGAAGGAGAUAAUCAUGCUAAAAAAUGGCUGGAAUUCUGCAUAAUUGCUAGGAAUAACAGAUGUGUAGUAUCAAGUUCGUGAAGCCGCCAUUGUGCAUCAUUUCGGAUACGAGGAAGCAAGACAGAAUUGCAGAUGAGAACGCUUUACUGAAACUGAAAGGGGCGUGUACAAGCCGGGUGUGAUUUAUUUACCUCUUCAUUGAGUUGUUGUCUGCUAUCGCUACAACCCGAAAGAAUCGAAGUAGUUUAUACGGACGUGAUAAUGAUCAGAUUUUCAACAGCGCCGGCCUGUGUCGGUACCGUGAUGGACAUAUCUAGGUGGCAAACUAGAGCAAGAUUUUUUUUCAGGAAAUCGGGACGUGUGAUAAAUGUGGCAGAUGGCGUAUGUUCAUGCUUGCACUUGCAAUACUUCAGGCAAAAUCAUCAUAAAGUAAAACUGCUGGUUGGUUACUCCUCUGAUUGGAAGAACACGGUUCCCAUAAACAGAUUCAAACGACUCUUUCGAUAUCAUGUGGUGGUGGCCUUUGUGUCCCGUUUAGACGUCGACUGCGGGAUGCCUGACGUACCUUAUUCGACCCUUUCUACAACACUUUCCGCUGGCCCCACCCCACUACUGCUGCUAUUAACGAUGUUACCCGAGCAUUUCGCCGAUCGCCUUCCGGCAAUCAUCCUCGUCCAGGCUGACAGCACAUUGCCGUCGGUGUUCAAAGCGUACUCCGUCAAGGGUAUUGAUGACGGCGACCUGAACUCGAGUGAGCCUUGUGAUCUCAACUCAUCUUCAUCCGUUGCCUUCGAACAUCUGCAACUGAACAACUGUACGCUGGUUCGAGGUAACGGUGAUAUCGAAGAUCCAAACUUCGCUGAGGUGCGAAUGAUACUUUAUCAAUGGCUUGUAGUGAUUUCUUCUUUAGGAAUGCUGGCUUCGGUGUUUAUCAACCUGCUGGUGCUCUUCUCUGCGCGAUAUAUUAGGAAAAUUACACCAACAGUGUUCUUCUCUUUGAGUUUGGUAGCGGCAAACGCCUAUGCCGUUAUUACGUGCACCGGAUCAAUGGCCGUCAACAGUUUUUUGCCUGUCGUCUACGAGUGGUCCCCAAAUAUCUGUUGGGCACUUCUUCUCGAAGUGUUUCGCAUGACAGGUUUAACCUCGUCAGCGCUUCAUCUUCUGGCAUUAGCUAUAAAUCAUUAUGUCGGCAUCCUUCGGCCGCUUCAUUAUGCAUCGACAAUUACCCGCCGCCGACUGACGUUAGUCAUUGUUGCUCUGUGGGUGAUACCGUUCGUCACAUACGCACUCAUCAUACUCAAUCACCCCGAAAAUGACUUUCGGCAUUUACAUUGCAACUACGAAUUUAUGACCCAUCUACCGUAUCGGGUCACUGUUUCAUCGUUGUUCUUUGCGCCACUCGUCAUAAUGACUAUUCUAUAUAUCCACAUAUUCAUAACCGUUAAACGCAAUCACAACAGCUUUCUUAUGGGGCAGAAAAAUCAGGUGGGUGGAAACCAGCUGCAUAUAAAACGUAAUGUCAAGGCGGUAAUCACGACAUUGCUCAUUCUCGGUACGUACCUGAUUGGUUAUAUGCCCGCCAUCGUGUUUUACGCACUCACCUGCGACGAAUGUCCGUGUCCACUUAACUCACUGGAUGUCCGGACACGAACGGGAUUUGGCAUUGCGACCAAUUCCCUUAUCUUUGUCAAGUGCCUCUGCGACCCGAUCAUUUAUACGGUCCGUAUGCCUGAGGUUCGUAGCGGCCUACGACGCAUGUGGCUGACCGGAUGCUGGUCAAAGUAUCUGCCAACCGCCGCCAUCGAUACCGAUCGGAAACGAACGAUGACAUCGUUACGCAGCGAUACCAUUCCACUGAAUAGGAGGAGUCUGCAAGAUCACCGAGAACGCAGGCAACUCUUUGCCAACUCAGAUCAUGGUCAUCUACACAACUCACCACAAACUGGGCACAAGCAUCUUUGCGCACGCACCUCAUUACAUUCGCCAGAUCAGGCGGUUACGGCGCUCGCGUGACUGCCAGGAGGAUCCGUCGCCAGGGCGUACUUCCUCCGCCGAAUGAUUCAGGACGCUGCCUGUGUAUCCGCAGGUGUAGCAGCGUCCUGACGUUCGGUCUAAUCAGGUAAUAAUCACCAUCGUUACCAGACAUUGGACCACACGUUAGUAAUCUAAUCCUUUGUUUCCUAUAGGAUGCAUAAGGCUCAAUAGGAGUUCAUGUGGCGAGCCAAGAAGCGACUUGCAGAUCACGGUGAAGGAACGAAGAUUGGUCAAACACAUUUGCGCUUAGAACUUCAGUACCAUUGAAAAUACGAAAAAUGAGACCCCUAGUGAUAGAAGACUGAAUAGCGCAUAAAGGUAAGCCUGCGUUAGCAUGUUUGCGCAAGUUACUACCGAAUGUUCCGUUUCCGGAUCCAUAGAAAUCCGGCAAACCUCGAUAAUGGCGAAGUCAUUCUCGUUCAGCGUGACGCCGACUAUGUGAUAUAUAGAUAAGACGACAAAUCGUAUAGUACACAUUCAAGAUUAUCUGAGAUUAGCAAUGGUAAUGAAUUUAUUUAUUGGACGCCAUCUUAGUAAAUUGGAGUGAUUGUUGUGCGCGUCAGCAACACGGAAAUGCAUCAAUGCAAACUGCACAUUUAACAACGAACAACGUAAUGAUACAACAAAGGCUUUGUUAACAGAAUUUAACAAAAUAAAGGUAAAAUAGAAACUUUUUAAAUAGCAAUACUUUGUUGCUGUCGACUGUCAACCAAUCCAUUUUGAUCAUGGAUAAGACGCUGUGCUUACAGAAAUUCUAUUGAAAUCAUAUGGUUGAGAGUACUGUAAUUAUUGUCAUCAUCAUUUGUGAAUAUGGCUCACGGAACAGAUGCUGCCAGUAUAUAAAUUCAAAAUACGUAGACGUAUGCCUGUACGUAUAGUUUUAAAGCUUGCUAAUGAUAACUCAAAUCCUAGCUAAAAUCUCGAGCCACCUAAGACCUCCACAAGUUAAACGAUUUAAGAUCAGAUGGAGUCGUUCAUACACACAAAUCCAUAUACAAGACCAGAGCCGAUUUAGAAAAAAUAACAAGAAGUAUUACGUUCGGACAAUUGUUUAAGUGUCGGGCCAACGCCGGUACGUAUGGUGUCGAAGAGAAAAAAAAGUCUGUGUAGAACUUAACGAUGGUCGUGGUAUGAUACAGGCCUUAGUGGCCAUGACGUACGUUCACUGCAUGCAUGAAAUUUUCCUGCAGAUGUAACCUGUUCCAUAGAACAACAAAAGGUCGCAGCGACUGGUUGAAUGAGAUUGUAGACGACACACUUUGCAGGCGGGCAGACGGCCGGUCGUCACUAGUAGCUUAAGAACUUCUCUUGGUACCAAGACUGCUUGUAUAAGAUGAAACGGAACCGCUCUGUUUAUGUAAGUAUUAUCCGCAAAACGUAUCGUCUUCGUAGUCAUCGUUGUCGCAUUGUAUCACAUAGAUACAAGACAGGACGGAAGGUAUUAGAAAAGCGUUGCGGUCUUUGUAUAUAGCCUAAUAGGUCGACACUUGUCCGCUUAGUCCGAAUAGUAAUAAUGCGGCACCAGGAUGGGCACGAAACGUUUUCUAGUUCAAUUACUUUCAGUAUGUUCUGUGGCAGGAAUGAAUCAACCAGUUCGAAUGAAAUUUAAGUCAAUGUCGAAUACAUUGGUUACCUCUAUGGGAGCGUUUUUGUUUGAGGUUUUCGACAACUGAUCGGACACGCUUAUCAGAAGUUCAGCAGCAUCAGUAACACUCUUAGCAGCACAAACAAAUAGACUAGCAGGGAUUGCAGCGAUGUCACAUGUCGGCUAAGAUGGCGAGUACGUGUAGCAGUAUGAACAUCUCAAGGACCAAUUCGAAAAAAGCACAAGAAAACAAUUAAGUCAUCGACACGGAUAGAUAAGGGGGAAAAAAAAAGAAAACUCAACAUCUAGAGAAAGCAAAGACAAAAUGAUACUCUUGCGUCACCGUCGACGCGGAGUCAACGAAAGCUAUGGCUCAAGCAGGAACUCCGAAUUAUACAAUAGCAUUGGUCACAUUUCGGCUUCAAAACGACUGAGACAGUUAUCAAGCGUUAGCAGUAAAAAAUAUAAAAUAGAUAUUUAGAGGAAGAUGCUAAAAGAACACUUGCAGAAGUUAAAUUCUUGGAAUACGUCAUUACUAGCAACCGUCAAUGCUAAAUAGUAGUCUGAAUGCGAAAUAAUCCGAUCGUACAUGAAUUACAAGCGUUCAGCUCAGAGAGUAUAUGGUCUUAAUCAUUUUAUUCGAACCGCUUAAAAAGAUGUCCACUAUUCCGAAUUUCGAAAUAACGCCUGUUACCGACAGUCACGUGUGGCAUAGUACAACCAAAUCCAGCAGUUAAAUCGGUCUGUCGUCUUUAACAACGGUACAUGUGUAUGGCAUUUGAUAUAUAGUAGAAUACGUACUUAUAAUUUGAGCCGCUUUGAUUAGCUUUUUAUGAUUAGUCUUACCUGUCAACGAUGAUGUCCUGAUGCGAAAAAGUGACAGUAAUGCACACGUACCGUUACUACUAAUUAUUCAAACUUUGUGACUCUGGUCCAGGGCGAAAGAUCUUCUCAAAUCGAAGACAAGGCAGAGCACCGUGUACGUUUAAAGCUGCGACGCUCGGUGCUAAUGUUAGUACCUUUUCCAUCAGAAGAAGAUUAUGGUCAGAACGAGUAAUAACAAUAAACAUAAUAGUAAUACUGAAGUUAGUGAAUAAGUGAUAAAACCUAAUUAAUACUAGGGUAAUCCUUUGCCAGUUGUGGUAGAUAACACAUUUUCUUGGAUGCCACACAAUUAUUAUUUAUAAAAAAUAUUAAAAAAAUAAUAACACUAACAAGUAAUAAUAGUAGUGAAGAUAACAACUACGAGACAAUACUAUGUGUUUAAUUUAUAGCCGAUUCUGAGUGUAACAACUUUGUAUUU